GAAAUUCAAUUCAACCCCAAAAGGAACAGGACAAAUCAAAUAUAACUCCUAGAACACGAUUUGUACGGUGAAAUUGAAUUUUAACUGGUAUUCGGCAGCUGAUCGAUCGAUAAAGGAUGUCAAUAACUACUAUGACGAUGAAUUCCCCGUUUUGUUAUUCUCAUUCAUACAGUUCUGGUCUUCACCAAACCCUGGAAACCUCUUGCUCUCCUUCCUCUUCUAUCGCUUUAUUAAAUGUUACUCCUCGCAAGAUUUUGAGCUUUUUGGGGAAUCCAAUUUCGGUAUUCAGGUUCGACAAUCAGGUGCGUAGGGCGUCCCUCCGUUACCAGGGGAUUCGUUUUCCCAAUUGUAAUAGGCAGACAGUUGCGAAGGCAGUUGCAACACCUGAUUCAGCUGUGGAAUUGCCGCUCACUGCAGAAAACGUGGAGUCUGUAUUGGAUGAAAUUCGACCUUAUCUCAUUGCAGACGGUGGAAAUGUUGCAUUACACGAAAUUGAUGGAAAUGUUGUAAAGUUGAAGCUACAAGGGGCGUGUGGCUCCUGCCCAAGUUCUGUAACCACAAUGAAAUUGGGGAUUGAGCGCCGUCUGAUGGAAAAGAUCCCUGAAGUUGUUGCUGUUGAGUCAAUACCAGAUGAAGAAACUGGCCUUGAGCUGAACGAAGAAAACAUAGAGAAGGUGUUGGAAGAAAUAAGACCUUAUCUCGUCGGGGCAGCCGGUGGAACUUUAGAGCUCGUGGAAAUUGAGGAACCGAUAGUAAAAAUCCGAAUAACUGGCCCUGCAGCAGGCGUGAUGACCGUUCGAGUGGCUGUAACUCAGAAACUGCGAGAGAAAAUCCCAGCCAUUGCAGCAGUUCAACUAUUGCAAUAGAAAAAUUAUCUUCAAGGUACCUCGUGCCUAUUUUAUUUCAAUGAGGACCCAUAAAUAGAAGUCAGCAAUAAAUGGUUUUUAGCUUCUACUGAGAAUUAUAAAUGAGACGAGCCAGUUGGUAUAUACUUGGUUUGACGCCUGGACUUGCUGCUACAUUUUGUACAGUUUAUUUGGCUGCAAUGCUCUGUCCCCACGGCCUCUGUUGACUGUUGCUUAAGAAAUUUGUGCUCUUGUAAUUAACCAUUUGAAUUGAAUUAAAUUUAUUGUGGGGAAUGAUUUGCGAAUAUGGCA
Messenger RNA from Olea europaea var. sylvestris, 1157 nucleotides. RefSeq names its product nifU-like protein 2, chloroplastic. Gene Ontology annotation, molecular function: iron-sulfur cluster binding; iron ion binding. Bases 117 to 866 code for a protein of 249 amino acids. The record is from RefSeq and is a predicted model, not a curated record. The transcript has 4 exons. NCBI's taxonomy places the organism in Eukaryota, Viridiplantae, Streptophyta, Magnoliopsida, Lamiales, Oleaceae. Gene Ontology annotation, biological process: iron-sulfur cluster assembly. Gene Ontology annotation, cellular component: chloroplast stroma; mitochondrion.